GUCGGAGGGCUGGGAUCCCGGAGUAGAAGGGUGCCGCUGAGCAUGUGCGCCGUCUCCCAGGCGGACAAGCGGCUACGGCUUCCGUCUUGACCGGCUUUCCUCCACAAGGCAGGAUCUUCUGCUGUGAAGACAUUACCCAAGUGCCAGCAGAUCUGACCCACAUAGCCUGGAAAGAAAACACCAUCAGGUUGUGGGUGGUCUUGUCCAGCUCAAUCUCCCCUCGGCCCCUGGGAUCUGAGGCAGACCUGGGGUGAACUGCCCCCUCCUGCAGACCCAUGGCACGCCGGCUACAGUUACAACUGCUGACGUGGGAUGUGAAGGACACACUGCUUCGGCUCCGCCAACCCAUGGGGGAGGAGUAUGCCACCAAGGCCCAGGCCCACGGGCUGAAGGUAGAGGCCACAGCCCUGGAACAAGCCUUUUGGCAGACGUACAGGGCUCAGAGCCUCAGCUUCCCCAACUAUGGCCUGAGCCAUGGCCUCACCUCCCGCCAGUGGUGGCUGGAUGUGGUCCUGCAGACCUUCCACCGCGCCGGUGUUCAGGAUGCCCAGGCUGUGGCCCCCAUCGCUGACCAGCUGUACAAAGACUUCAGCAACCCCUGCACCUGGCAGGUGUUGCAGGGGGCUGAGGCCACCUUGAGGGAGUGCCGAAAACGGGGUCUGAGGCUGGCAGUGGUCUCCAACUUUGACCGACGGCUGGAGGGCAUCCUAGUGGGUCUUGGCCUGCGGGAACACUUUGAAUUUGUGCUGACCUCUGAGGCUGCUGGCUGGCCCAAGCCAGACCCCCGCAUUUUCCGUGAGGCCUUGCGCCUUGCUCAGGUGGAACCGGCGGUAGCAGCCCAUGUUGGAGAUAGUUACCCACUUGAUUACAAGGGAGCACGUGCUAUAGGCAUGCAUAGCUUCCUGGUGGCUGGCCCGGAGCCUUUGGACCCUGGGAUCAAGGAUUCUAUACCCCAAGAACACAUUCUCCCCUCACUACCCCAUCUCCUGCCUGCCCUUGACCGCCUAGAGGGCUCACCCCUGCAGCUUUGAGUCUGGUAGGGGAAGUGGCUGGGCCCAACAAUCAUUGGAGGCAGGGAUCCCCUUCCUUCUUGAGAUCUGGCCUUUGCCCCUCUCCCUGAAGCCUCCAUAUCGCAUUCUGACUAUAAAGCAGUGAAUGCAGGGCUUUCAGUCCCACCCCACUAACCAGC
This is a messenger RNA of Vicugna pacos (alpaca), 1189 nucleotides long. It is a transcript of the gene HDHD3, whose product is annotated as haloacid dehalogenase like hydrolase domain containing 3. The record is from RefSeq and is a predicted model, not a curated record. Gene Ontology annotation, cellular component: nucleus. Lineage: Eukaryota; Metazoa; Chordata; Mammalia; Artiodactyla; Camelidae.